Chlamydomonas reinhardtii is the source of this 3417-nucleotide messenger RNA. RefSeq lists its product as uncharacterized. Gene Ontology annotation, molecular function: carbohydrate derivative binding; L-glutamine:D-fructose-6-phosphate transaminase (isomerizing) activity. NCBI's taxonomy places the organism in Eukaryota, Viridiplantae, Chlorophyta, Chlorophyceae, Chlamydomonadales, Chlamydomonadaceae. The transcript is spliced from 15 exons. Bases 236 to 2335 code for a protein of 699 amino acids. The record is from RefSeq and is a predicted model, not a curated record. Gene Ontology annotation, biological process: fructose 6-phosphate metabolic process; protein N-linked glycosylation; UDP-N-acetylglucosamine metabolic process.
CUAAACCUAACUGCCGGCAAUAAGGCGUGACUUGAGAGGACGUUGAGAGGCGCGAAACUAACAAGGACACCUCACUGUUCUGCCAAACACCACCCCGCAUACUUUAACAACUGUAAAAUAGCCUUACACGAUACAAAGAAUAUCUUUUGCGUGAUCCCUGGCAGCCCAAAGAGUGUUCAACUCAAAGAACGCAGAGAGCAGCUGCAGCAGGGCCAGCCCUGCAAACUGAGCCGCGAUGUGCGGCAUCGUGGGCUAUUACACAUUCAAUGUCCAACGGGACUUGAAAUUCGUGCUGGACUGCCUAUUCAACGGAUUGAAGCGCCUUGAGUACCGCGGCUAUGACUCCGCGGGCAUUGCGUUCGACGUGGUGGACGCGUACCCGCUGACGCAGAAGCUCGCCGAUGGCACCCAGGCUGUGAUCUCGGAGGAGAACGGCGUGCUGGAGUCGGUCGGGCCGCUGAUCAUCAAGGAGGUGGGCAAGGUGGACGCGCUGGAGCGCCUGGCCCACGAGACCAUCGCGCGGGACCAGCUGGACCUCAAACGGGAGUUCCGCAGCCAGGUCGGCAUCGCGCACACGCGCUGGGCCACGCACGGCCCGCCGUCGGUGGUGAACAGCCACCCCAUCCCGUCGGACCCGGAGGGCCAGUUCGUGGUGGUGCACAACGGCAUCAUCACCAACUACAACCUCAUUAAGGACUUCCUGAUCAAGCACGGCGAGGUGUUCAAAACGGAGACGGACACGGAGGUCAUCCCCAAGCUGUGCAAGUUCGUGUACGACCGCCUGGGCGAGCGCGUGCCCUUCCCCAAGCUGGUGAUGGAGGUGCUGAAGAAGCUGGAGGGCGCCUACGCAGUGCUGGUCAAGAGCACGCACUACCCGGGGGAGCUGGUGGCGUGCAAGCGCGGCAGCCCCAUGAUCCUGGGCAUCAAGGAGGUGCCCGGCCAGCGCCGCACCAGCUUCAACCGCCUGCACGACGCCUCCGACACCAAGUGGCGCCGCGAGUCCAUCGAGUGCUUCAUCGCCUCGGACGCCUCCGCAGUCAUCGAGCACACCAAGCGCGUGAUUGUGUUGGAGGACAACGACGUGCUGCACCUGUGCGGCGGCGGCUACGGCAUCUACAACACGCAGGGUGACAACGUGGAGGAGGCGGUGCCGCGUGUGCUGCUCACACUGCAGCUGGAGGUGGAGCAAAUCAUGAAGGGCGGCUACGACCACUUCAUGCAGAAGGAGAUCCACGAGCAGCCGGAGAGCCUGCUGCAGACCAUGCGCGGUCGAGUGCAGUUCCAGCGACCCGCGGUGGGCAACCCCUACCUCACGCAGCGCGUGAAGCUGGGCGGCCUGGUGGAGCACGGCGCCACCAUCAGCCGCUGCCGCCGCAUCCUGCUGGUGGCGUGCGGCACCUCCUUCCACGCCUGCCUGGCGGCGCGCGCCACGCUGGAGGAGAUGUGCGAGGUGCCGGUGGUGCUGGAGCUGGCCUCGGACUUCCUGGACCGCCGCUGCCCCAUCUUCAGGGACGACACGUGUUUCUUCCUGUCCCAGUCCGGCGAGACGGCGGACACGCUGCGGGCGCUCGAGUACAGCAAGGCGCACGGGGCGCUGUGCGUGGGCGUCACCAACACGGUGGGCUCCGCCAUCAGCCGCAUGACGCACUGCGGCGUGCACCUCAACGCCGGCUACGAGAUCGGCGUGGCCAGCACCAAGGCCUACACCAGCCAGAUCCUGGCCAUCACCAUGAUGGCGCUGCAGCUGGCGGAGGACUCCAUCAGCAAGCGCGAGCGCCGCGACUGCAUCAUUGACGAGCUGGGCCAGCUGCCGGGCAAGGUGCGCAGCACGCUGAUGCUGGACGGCGCCAUGCGCGAGCUGGCGGAGCAGCUCAAGGGCGCGGGCAACCUGCUGUUCUUCGGGCGCGGGUACAACUACGCCACAGCGCUGGAGGCGGCGCUCAAGGUGAAGGAGGUGGCCAUCAUCCACAGCGAGGGCAUCCUGGCGGGCGAGAUGAAGCACGGCCCGCUGGCGCUGGUGGACAAACACAUGCCCAUCGUCGUCAUCGCCACGCGCGACACCAUGUACAAGAAGAUGGAGUCGGUCAUCCAGCAGCUGCUGGCGCGCGAGGCGCAGCUGUACAUCCUGUGCAACGAGAACGACGAGUCCAUGAAGCAGUACGAGGCCAAGGGCUGCAAGCUCAUACAGGUGCCCGAGACGGUGGACUGCCUGCAGCCGGUGAUCAACAUCGUGCCGCUGCAGCUGCUGUCGUACCACCUCACAGUGCUGCGCGGCUUCAACGUGGACCAGCCGCGCAACCUGGCCAAGAGCGUCACGGUGUCUGAGGAGCACUGAGCGCAGCGCUGAGUAGCCGGAGCAGGGAGGAGGAGGCAGAGGGAGGAGGGAGGUGGCAGAGGGAGGAGGGAGGUGGUAGAGGGGGGAGGGAGAGGGGGGAGGGGGGGAGGGGGUGGCGGAGGGGGAGGAGGAUGAGGAGGGUAAGGAGGAAGGGAAGGCGUAGGCACGCGGACGGCGCGGUGUACCUAUUAUUCAUAUGUUUGCAGCACUCAGUUGUACGUGUCACGUGUGAACGUGUGCAUGUGUUUACUCAUGACUACGUGUGUACGUAAGCCCACCUCGCGCGGGUUCCCUGCUGUGGGCACGCUGGGUUCGUGGGGGGUGUUUAGGGUUAGGGCCAAGGGCAGGGGGUAGCUGGUGGUGGUGACCACGUGCGCGGGACGUGAGCCUCGAGGCAUGUGCACGGUUGACGCAGAGCAUUAGGUAGAUGUGGAGGAGCUGGGGGGGAUGACUGCGCGGGACGUUUCGUGUGCUGCGAUAACUCCAUAUACAGCUUACAAGACCGAGACUUAUGGCAAAUGUGAAGCCAGCUAGAGGCGCGUGUUGUGCGGUUGCCUGGACGCACACAGGACUUGUGACUAGGCUGACUAGGGGUUUUGGCAACCGUGUACAGGGUGCGGCGCAUGCGCGGGAUGCCGCAGUGCAAAGUGCGGCAUGCGAUGGGUUCGCGAGCUCGCAACAGGCCGGUGAGCAGCAGGCGCGUGCAUGGUUACGCGUGACGAACACGACGACAAGGACGCAAAGUAUAACACCAUGUGUGUGAGGGUGCUUGUGCUUGUGGGAGAGAGUGCGAGGGGUGCUUCAUGGUGCUGGCAGGGGGAGUUGGACCCCUCGUCGCAAGCAGGGGGUUUUGAGAUACGGCCCAGUCGGCAGAGGGAGUUUGCGGCGGGUGCCUAUACCGCGUCGCCAGCAGCGGAUGUGAGGUAGCUAUACGGCCCAGUCAGCCUGUUGUUAUGAAGAGAAUCUCGUAUGAUGCGCGCACCGUCUUUGUGCCGGGGAUGGAUGGAUUGAGGGGAAAGGGGUGAAGGAAAGGAGGGAGCGCAGCGCUGGAUGGGGGCGGCGAGUAGCGCGGGCAGUGGGCA